UAGUUUGGACCUUCCGUGGUCAAUCACAGUCCACCAAAUCCAGGCUUUUUCUCCCACACUCUCACUCACACUCUAUUUCCCUCACUCCUCGUUUCGCCCAAAUCCUCUCCCCCUAGGGUUUAGGUUUUCUCUGCACCUUUCCCAUGGCUUCCUCGUCAUCUGAUCCUGCCUUCAAACACGAACCCGGUGCUUCUUGCGCUGCUGCUGCUGGAGGAGGAACCCCGGAGUCUUCCGAGGUUGUAAUGGCGAACGAUCAGCUUUUACUUUACAGAGGAUUCAAGAAAGCCAAGAAAGAACGAGGUUGCACUGCCAAAGAGCGCAUCAGUAAAAUGCCUCCAUGUGCUGCUGGGCAAAGGAGUUCCAUAUACCGCGGAGUCACUAGACAUAGAUGGACUGGUCGUUAUGAAGCUCAUCUUUGGGAUAAAAGUACCUGGAACCAGAACCAGAACAAGAAGGGAAAGCAAGUGUAUCUGGGAGCAUAUGAUGAAGAAGAGGCAGCUGCUAGGGCAUACGAUUUGGCAGCCUUAAAAUAUUGGGGUCCUGGGACUCUUAUUAAUUUUCCAGUGACUGAUUAUACUAGGGACCUUGAAGAAAUGCAGACUGUUUCAAGAGAGGAAUAUCUUGCGUCUCUAAGAAGAAAGAGCAGUGGAUUCUCCAGGGGAAUAUCUAAAUAUCGUGGUCUCUCGAGGUUUUUUCCCCCUCACUAAAAUGUUAAUUGUAUUUAACUUUGUGUGGUUUAUUUUAAUGUUAUAAAGCGUCGACUUCUUCUGGGUCCUCUUGGUAAUUCAUAAAUUUAUAGGUUAUAAUGUUAUAGUUUUAGUGCCUCAUAUGAUUAACACUUUGUUUUGAGUUUUCAUAUGAUGAAAACAAUUAUCAUAUUAUGCAUUCCUUUA
Messenger RNA from Cucurbita pepo subsp. pepo (vegetable marrow), 893 nucleotides. The record is from RefSeq and is a predicted model, not a curated record. NCBI's taxonomy places the organism in Eukaryota, Viridiplantae, Streptophyta, Magnoliopsida, Cucurbitales, Cucurbitaceae.